Molecule: messenger RNA, 2909 nt
Organism: Anguilla rostrata (American eel)
Lineage: Eukaryota; Metazoa; Chordata; Actinopteri; Anguilliformes; Anguillidae
Gene: myot
Product: myotilin
Exons: 17
Coding region: 210-2768 (852 amino acids)
Biological process (GO): dendrite self-avoidance; axon guidance; homophilic cell-cell adhesion
Cellular component (GO): axon; plasma membrane
Molecular function (GO): cell-cell adhesion mediator activity
Source: RefSeq, a predicted model, not a curated record
GUGCGGAGAGGGGGGUCCUCUGUGCUCUCUGAGCGCUGCCCAGGAGCAGAAAGCUGUGACAGGGAGAGGACUGGGAGUAGCGGAUACCCGGUCCCACGCGCGCCUUCACCUUCGCCCACUGGAAUAGUUUCGGCUCCACCGCCCCCCGAGGCCAUCCUCCGAUAUCUACAGCAGCUGGACCCCACCACGCCCCUGGGAAAGCCUGCAACAUGGCACAGGUCCAGAAGAAGACCACCACCAUGUCCCUCACCAUCUCCUCCUGCUCCAGGGAGUCGUCCUCCUCCACCGUGAUCCAGCAGCGGCACUCCAGCCUGGUGCAGCCGCUGUGCAUCAGCCCCCAGAGGACCCAAAGUCCAUCAUACAGCCAGCAUUAUUCUGGGAAUGGAGGUGUGGCCCCAACAUUUGUAAAGUGUCUCCAUGACGUCAGCACGGUGAAGGGCCAGCUGGUGGUUCUGGAAUGCCGGAUCCGCGGAACGCCGCCGCUGCAGGUCCUGUGGUACCGGGAGGACGAGCAGAUCGAAGAUUCGGCAGAUUUCCGUAUCCUCAGGAAGAAAGCCAGUUCUGCAUCAGUACCCGAGGAAUUGUGCACACUGGUCAUCACAGAAGCCUACCCAGAGGAUUCUGGGCUUUUUAAGUGCAUUGCGGGUAACCAGUAUGGCACAGUGUCCUGCAGUGCCUUUCUGGAGGUGUACAGUGACCUGGAUGAGGUGCUGUCGAACGAGGAGCCUUCGGGGGUGUCCGUCGGGCAGGACUCCGAUGACUUCCCCUCUUUCCUCCGGGAUGCGGCCGAAAUCCCGCCCCCGGAGUGGCCGAGCAGCCCGGAUGAGGAGAUGACCCCUCUGUCGGGCGCAUCUCCGGAACUGCAGGAGCUGAAUAAAGGCACAGGCGAGCCCUACAGCCCCUCCGGAGAGAGCAACCACAGCUCGAUAUCCCGCAGCACUCCCGAGGCCUGCUCCCCCUCCACACCGCCGCCGCCGCCCGCCAAGGAGAGGCCGCCAUCAGCCGAGCCGCCCGCGACGAGCGCCACCCAGGCCAGCAGCCAGCGUCACCCCGGCAACAGCAUGAGCGUCGCCGACCUGCCCAGCUUCACCCCCUCCCUGUACCCGCCCACCGCCUUCAACUACGAGCGGCCCCGCCACUUCAUCCAGUCCCAGCCUCACUUCCAGGCCCCCAGCUACGAGAGCGUGCAGCAGUCCCCGGGCUCCUACCCCAACGGCAGCACCUCCUCGUCCACGCUGAGCUCCCCCACCUCCACCCCCGCGUCCUCCGCCGUGGGCUCCCCCCGGGAAGCCCUGCCCCCGCAGCCCCCCCAGCCCGUCUCCCCGUCCCGGGCCCCCAUGCGCUCCAGCGUCACGCUGAUCCCCAAAUCCACCGCCAAUCCCCAACCGAAACCCCAACCCCAACCCAGCACCCCUCCACCGCCGCCUUCCUCUCCUCCAUCCUGCCAUGCCAGACCACCCCCAGCCCAAAUCGGCCCCCGCCCCUCCCCCAAAACCCACCUCCCCGACCCGCUCCCCGCAUUCCCCCCCUCCCCCCAAGCCGGUCGACACACCUCCCGCCUCCCAGUCCUUGCCGCCAAUAAUCUCCUCACUCCGCCACCCCCCAGCCUGUCCCCGUCCCUCCCCAAGCCCACAGCCACAUUGCAGCAGAGCGUGGCCCCCUCCUCGUUCGUGUCUCUGCCUGCCAGCUACAAAGGCUCUUCCAACAGCCUCCCCAGGCCCAUCCUGAAGAAGACGGCCUCCCGGCCGGUGUCCGUCUCCACCGACGAGGAGAUCCAGGGCUCCAAGGACGCCCUCAUCCAGGACCUGGAGAAGAAGCUGCGCUGCAAGGAGGCGCGGAGGAGGAACAACAGCCAGAAGCUGUCCUAUGAGGAGCGCAUGGCCCGGCGGUUGCUGGGGCCCGACAACGCGGCCUCCGUCUUUGACCUGGAGAAUUCCCCGGACUCCCAUUCUGAGCAGCCAGAUUCACCAGAAGGAAGGCACACUGGAGGAAUAUGGAGUGCACAGCAUUCUGGGACUGAUGGCAACGAGGGCUCGGCGAUCCAGGAGAAGUGCUACGCCCCGCGAUUCCUGCAGGUGCCCCAGGACCUCACGGUGGAGGAGGGACGCUUCUGCAGGAUUGACUUCAAGGUGGGGGGGCUGCCCAUCCCGGACGUGUCCUGGUACCUGAACGGCCAGGCCAUCCGGCCCAACGAGUACCACAAGAUGCUGGUGUGCGAGAAGGGCAUGCACUCCUUCAUCAUCGAGGUGGUGACGGUGGACCACGCCGGCGUCUACGAGUGCGUGGCCAAGAACCGCGCCGGCGAGAGCCGCUUCUCCCUGCGCUUGGACGUCAUUGCCCAGGAAAUGCUGCGCCCCCCCACCUUCGUGCAGAAGAUGCAGAACUCGCGAGCCCUGGAGGGGGACACCGUGAGGCUGGAGUGCAAGGUGGUGGCCUCCCCCCCACCCCAGCUCUACUGGAAGAAGGACAAGGAGAUGUUUCAGAUCAACCCCAACAGGAUGAGCAUGUACCAGGACAGCGCGGGACGGCUGUGCCUCCUGAUCAACAGGGUGGAGAAGAGCGACGCCGGCUGGUACACGCUGUCCGCCAUCAACGAGGCCGGCAUGUCCAGCUGCAACGCCCGGCUGGAUGUGGGAACUCGCUUGAACAAGGUUGCCCCUACUGGCAAGCACGUGAAAGUGCGCCCGGCACUCACCAGCCUCUCGGUGCUGAGCCCAGACAGCGCCCAAGAGAAGACUGCCCCCCUGUACGAGAGCGAGGAGCUAUAGACACCCUCCCCCCCACCCUUACCCCCCCUGACCUGACCCCCCUCCCCAACCCACCCCACCGUUUGUGUGCUACCCUUCACACCCGUCCCAGAGUCAGCCCUCCAUCCAGCUGUCCCUCUGUUCCUGUCCGAGAGGGGGGGG